UGGAAUUUUGGACUAGAAAUAAAGCGUAAAACCAUGGGUUUACCAGCCUAACUAGUUGGUAACCUUUGAAUGAUGUGGUCAAAACUUUUGAUUAAAGGUCUCUAGCUACUUAAUCAAACACCUUUGGGGUACUCACCAAGAACAAGUAUUUGAUGCAAUUUGAAUCCAUGGUAGUCUCGCGAUUGUGGUCUUCAUCUCCAUGGCAAGAAGCGUGUCGAGCAUGUCGUUGGUUGAGGCAUAGCUCUCCGGUCUUUAUCCGGUUUUUUACCUCAAAUCUAAGCCGGAAUAUGAGAUUGCAUUGUUUGCUAUCCGGUUCCAGUUCGAGUUAUACGGUCCGGUUUCGGGUAAAACCAAACAGUCCGGGACCAAAUAGCCAGCCCUAAAAGUGGAAACCAACAUUUUAGACCUUAGUGACUAAUUGAUCACUAAUCCCAAAGUUCAGUGGCCAUUUAUGUAAAUUGGCCCGCCAAGAGAGCCCACCUUGGAUCAAAUCAAAGUCAAACUCUCGUCAAUCGUCAUCGUGAGUUAAUCCAAAGAUUUUAAACAAAAACAAAAGAAAAGGAAGAAAAGCUCUUUGAUUGAAAAUCAGUUGCCGGCCGGCGUAAUCCCCAAAUCACCGGCCAAAAGACCAAUUUGGGGGAGAAGGGCGAUGAAGGGACUAACCCUUUCCCCAGCAAGCCAUUGCUUUCCCAAUCUCCCGGGCAAAAACCCAACAACAGACCCACAACCAAUACAGAAAUGCUUCCCGAUUCAAUCCAUCACCAAACAUCGUCGGCAAUCACUCAUUCUCCCUUCGAUCGCCGUCAAAUCCUCCCAAAACCCUCAUCAAUUCUCGGCGACCCAGCACCACGAUUCGCCGCCUCUGGUCGUGGUGGGCUCCGCCAACGCCGACAUAUACGUCGAAAUCGACAGGCUGCCCAAGGAAGGAGAGACCAUCUCGGCCAGCAACGGCCAGACGCUCGCCGGCGGGAAGGGCGCCAACCAGGCGGCCUGCGGCGGAAAGCUUUCUUACCCGACUUACUUUGUGGGUCAGGUUGGGGAGGACGCCCACGGGAAUUUGAUCGCUAAAGCUCUCAGAAAUGGCGGGGUGCGUCUCGAUCAUUUGAGGAACGUUGGUGAUGGUGUGCCGACUGGGCAUGCCGUCGUGCUGCUGCAGGCUGGUGGGCAGAACUCCAUUAUCAUUGUUGGUGGAGCUAACAUGAGCUGCUGGCCUGAGAAGCUCGGGAAUCAGGAUUUGGAGAUUGUGAAGAAUGCUGGGAUUGUUUUGCUUCAGCGAGAGAUUCCUGAUUCCGUGAACAUCCAAGUUGCUCAGGCAGCAAAAGAUGCUGGCGUUUCCGUAAUUUUGGAUGCUGGUGGAAUGGAUACGCCUAUACCAGCUGAACUGCUCAGAUCCGUGGACAUCUUUAGCCCAAAUGAAACUGAGCUUGCCCGAAUCACUGAGAUGCCAACUGAAAGCUUCGAGCAAAUUGAAGAGGCUGUCAAGAAGUGCCACAAUAUGGGAGUAAAACAGGUCCUUUUGAAGCUUGGUUCAAAAGGGUCUGCCUUAUUUGUAGAAGGUGAAAAGCCGAUUAAGCAGCCUAUCAUACCAGCGGCAAGAGUUCUGGAUACUACAGGAGCUGGAGAUACUUUUACUGCUUCCUUUGCAGUUGCACUUGUAGAAGGGAAGUCGAAAGAAGAAUGCUUGAAAUUUGCUGCUGCGGCAGCUUCUCUUUGUGUUCAAGUCAAGGGAGCCAUCCCCAGUAUGCCUGAUCGGGCGUCGGUUACCGAUCUUCUUCAAACUGCCCAAGUUUCUUGAAGGAGAGGUAAAGACUAUAGAUGUUUUCUAGCUUCAGAAAGGCUAGAAAAGAAAUUUUCAGUAGUCUCAAAGGCAAGAGGAUAUAAAUUUG
This is a messenger RNA of Linum trigynum, 1886 nucleotides long. The record is from the annotation of a GenBank genome assembly. NCBI's taxonomy places the organism in Eukaryota, Viridiplantae, Streptophyta, Magnoliopsida, Malpighiales, Linaceae.